ACUGAACGCUCUACCAAUCCCUUUCCUAGAAAUAUUCUUCUCGCACGGCAUUGGUCUAAUUUCACUCAGCCUGCAAAGAAGCUCAGUUCUGAUUGGUCGAUUUGCGGCGGAACCCGGUGAUGAAGCUUUCUUUAGUUGAUCCCUACGCAAUGGCGGAGGUCAGGCUGUGUUUCGGGAGAGGGGCUUACAAGCUUUUAAAACCGCGAAAUCUCCCUCUUUUGGAUAAAGACUGUAAACCGGUUCCAACGGAAACUUACGUCGCAUAUUUAAUAAAGUCGCCACAGCUCUGUGAGACUCGAAAUGACCGUGUCCAAUCAGCUGAAACACCGGCAGCUCUGGAGUCUCCAAAAGGGACUGUGAACACACUCUUUACCUGGGCUGGAGAUGCACACAGCCUGAAAGAGCGGUUGAACCUCAAUUCUGGAAAUUUUAGUACGUGGACGGACUGCCAUGGGUCGAAGUCAUCUGCAGUUCACGUGUCCUUCUGGAGGAGCUCGUGUUUGCGAAUUUACGGAAAACUCCCUCUCCUGUCCAGUCAUACUGGCACUCACUUUAAGCGCCAGCUAAGGGGAGCCAUCUAUAAAAAUCCUCAUUAUGAACCUCCAAAUGAUUAUGUAGGGCAGUUUAUGUCUUUAACCAGAGCUUAUAGUGGCACACAGAAUAAAGGCAGUCCGUUAUACAAAUCAAAGUCUGCUUAUUAUGAUAUUUUGGAAGUUUCUCCGACCGCCACGCACGUACAAAUCAAGACCGCUUACUAUAAACAGUCUUUCAUCUAUCACCCGGACAAGAACGCAGGGAGCGAGGAGGCCGCGUUCAGGUUCUCGCAGAUCAGCGAGGCGUACAGCGUCCUGGGUAAUAAAGCUCUGAGGAGGAAAUACGACCAUGGGAUCCUGAGUCAAGCUGACCUGCUGGGAACCAGCAAACCCGCCGGCAGAGAGAGAGAGAGUCCAGCAUCAGGACAGCAGAGCAGAGCCCGACACUCCCCCUCUGUUGGAGCCACCCAGCAGAACAUCUUCGACUUUGAUACUUUCAUCAGAUCACACUAUGGAGAACAGCUGAAGAGAGAGCAGGAGAUCCGGCAGCGCAGAGAAGAGCUCAUCAGGAAGAAGGAGGAGCAGGUUGAGGAUAUGGAACUGGGCAGGAUGAAGGAGAUCGCUGUGGGGAUAAUGCUGGCGAUGGCGGUGAUGAUCUUAUUUAGCCUCAAGUCUAGCAAGUGAGGAAGACACGGGGAUACUUGAAGCAUAACUCACGUUGUAACAGCGUAAAAUUGGUUUUGAUUAAAAAGAAUGUGCCAAAUUGCACAGAUAUAUGCUA
Carassius carassius (crucian carp) is the source of this 1314-nucleotide messenger RNA. RefSeq lists its product as uncharacterized. The transcript has a single exon. The record is from RefSeq and is a predicted model, not a curated record. Lineage: Eukaryota; Metazoa; Chordata; Actinopteri; Cypriniformes; Cyprinidae. Bases 120 to 1217 code for a protein of 365 amino acids.